CUGUCAUCGCGUCGUGUCCACAUUUGUGACGGCGUCCAAACUUCCAAAGGUGGUCAAAGGUGUCCCCGUGAGGAAGUGAGGAAAGUGCUCGACUUGCAAAGUGAGAAUAACUGAGGCGUAGAGUCCCAUUGGAAAGGUCCAGAACUGGUGUUAGCAUCGUCAAGAAUCCGGCCGGUUAUAUACUCUCGUACGGAAGGUCUUCUUCAAUAACGUUUGUCGCUGUGUGUAAACCUUCAGUAUGGCGCAAUCUCCGCUACUUCACAUACCGACCAAGCGAACGGACGAGGUCGAGCUCUCGGGAGCUUUCAAAACCUACAUCGCGAACGUCUACCAAGAUGAUCCCGAAAAGUACGCAUCGGAGAUCGCCACAUUGUAUCGGCUUCGCCAAGACACUCGUGGCGCUGGAAAGGACAUCACUGGGCGAGAUAUUCUGUAUCGAUACUAUGGUCAGCUAGAGCUUCUGGAUCUUCGGUUUCCUGUUGACGAGAAACACGUCAAAAUCUUAUUCACAUGGUUUGAUGCAUUUACGCAGAAACCUAUCUCCCAAUACUCUAUCGCAUAUGAGAAGGCCUGCACCAUCUUCAACAUCGCAGCAACAUGUUCCUCGAUUGGUGCCCUUCAAAAUCGAUUUGAGGCUUCAGGGCUGAAGAUGGCAUUCAACUAUUUCCAAGCUGCCGCAGGCUUAUUCCUGUACAUCAAUGACAACUUCCUACACGCGCCAUCUGUCGAUCUUUCACGCGACUCUAUCAAAACACUGGUUGAUCUGAUGCUUGGGCAGGCCCAAGAGUGUUUCAUGGAAAAGGUGCUCCUUGAGAAAAAGAAAGGUGCACUAGUCGCCAAAUUGGCGGCCCAGGCAUCGCACGUGUAUCAGAGUGUCGCGGACGGGAUUAUGAGUGAAAGCAUCCGAGGUCAAUUCGAUCGUGCAUGGGUCGAGUUGGUGAAGGUCAAAGUAAAGUACUUUCAAUCCCUGGCGCUCUAUCACAAGUCGAUACAAGCGGAAUCCGAUACCAAAUACGGAGACUCCGUGGCUUACUUGACGUCGGCCGAGGCGGUUGCAAAGGAAGCCAUGAAGAUGGCCACAGCCUUCUCAGGGUCGUUCCCUUCCUUCACGACAUCCACCAUCACCAACACAUCCUCAGGCGGAGGUUCGUCCGGACACACGACUGCCGCUGCGGCCGCACUUCUGGAAGCCACCAAGACGAACCUGAAUGUGAUCAGUGAAAAGAAAGCGGUGGCUAUCAAAGACAACGAUAUGAUCUAUCAUGAAUCCGUUCCCAAAGUUGAGACUCUGCCUCCCGUCGAAAAGCUCAACGCUGUCAAACCUACUAGCUUUGCCGACAUCUGCGCCAACGGUCAAGCUGAUAUUCCCAAAAUCAUUGGUCCGGAUAUCUUUCAAAAGUUGGUGCCGCUGUCGGUCCACGAGUCUGCAUCUAUGUACUCCGAAGAGAAGGCAAAAGUUCUGCGUAGUGAACAGGAAAGGGUGGAAUCUGCCAAUGAAGAGCUUCAGGCCACACUAGAGUCGUUGAACCUUGUCCCAAUCUUGGAGAAACUCAAACGACUGGCCAAAUCGCCCGGCGCGCAACCCGAAUCCUUGGCGGUUCCCGACGAAGUCUUGUUCUGGAACAAGACAAUACAGGGAACAGAGCUUGGGAAUUCCAGUACGGAUGAGCUGCUUAUGACGAUUGAUGGAGCAAAGCGACGGGUCCGGGAGAUGCUGGAUGAGUCGGGCCUUCUACUUGACAAGGAGCAACAUGAAUGCGAAGCCAUGCGGGUGAAGUACGGUGAUCUUUGGACUCAAGAACCCUCGGCGCACCGUACUGGAAAGAUGCGGGACGAUCUCCGACACCAUCGCGAGUCAUUAGAGAAGGCGGCUGGGACGGAUACACUGCUCUUGUCCGGAUUAGACCAGUCAAAGCAGAUCGUCGACGUCCUUCGGAGACCCAGUGACGACGUGCAGACGUGCUUUGUGGAUCAGUUGAUCUCGAUGGGCCCUUCGAAAGCGGGCCAGAAAGUGGGAAAUCUGAUCGAUGGUGCCGAUAGCGAUGGUGCCGGACUGGGCGUUCUCGAUGAGCAAGUUCUGAUUCAGAAGGUGGAUGGACUUCUUUCGAGACUGCGAGGCUUGAAGAGGGAUCGCGAGGGUAUCGUGGUUGAGCUGAAGACAAAGCUCCACGAAGAUGACAUUUCGUCCUUGUUGCUGCUCAACAAAAACAAGGAGAGCCAGGUGUUCCAAACCGAGCUUUCAAAGUUCAAACCGUUGCAGGGAAGACUAAGUGCAAACCUGCAAACGCACUCGCAGUUCUUGAGAGAUCUGGCAACAGACUUCUCCAAGCUCGAACAAUCAUCCCAGUCGAUAAAGAAUCUGGAUUUGAUCGACAAACACAGGAGCUCGUUGGUCAAGGAAUGGGGUCGGGCCUACGAGCAAUGGAAAGAGGCCCACGAUGGGUUGAAGAGAGGUGUCGAAUUUUACACGAGCCUGUCAAACCUUGUGGAAACAUUGCGAUCGUCGGUGCUGGAUUUCGUGCGUCGCAGAGACGAGGAGCGGGUGCAACUGGCGAAACGAGUGGAGGAGCUUGACGCUGAGCGACGACAGCGCACCUUGCGGGAGCAAUUGCAAAAGCUCAACGUUGGCCUGCCUCCCACGCCUACAGCCGGUCCAGGGCCUAUGUCGCCUGGGCCGAUGUCUCCGCCUCCUCAGCAACAAUUUCCGCCGCCAUUGCCAGCAGGUGCUUCUUACCAUUCGCCGGUAUCGGCGCCCCCUUCUCAGCAAGCACCACAACCUGUCGUACCCCCAAACUGGCAACAAGGACCCCAGAGUCCUCCAUCCGGGCCUGGAAGUUACCCGCCCAAUGCUCACCAGCAGUUUCCUUCCAGUCCUCCAAGUGUUGCCGGACGUGGUGAUGUUCAACCGUUUGCACCGCCGCCACCGUCCCCACAUCCAAGUAGUACGUCGCCCACCGGCUACUUCUCAGGACAUCAGCGAUCUGCGCCGCCAAAUGUGCAGUACACGAACCCAGUUUCCCAGCCCGGAUAUCAAGGACCGACUCCGUACCAGACCAACGCACCGCAGCCAGGACCCUCGUCUGCUCCUCCGGGACAAGUAUCAUAUCAAACGGCGCCACCGCAGGCAUUGCAUGGACAAGUCUCUCAGGCCCAGGGAUACUACCAGGCCGCCUCCCCCAGUGGACCGACGGCGGGUGGAUAUCAUCAGCCGCACCAGGCAGGGCCUGGAUAUCCGCCUCAAAGUCAGCCGGGACCCGCACCAGGCCCACAGUCGUACCAACCUCCGCAAGCUGCUUCGCAGUACCAGCCAGCUCAGCAGUAUUCGAGGCCGCCUCCCUCUUACGGCGCCCCUGCGCCUGCUCCUGUCUCUAACCCUCCGCCUGGACCUUCGUACCGGCCGACAAGUCAUCCUGGAUACGCACCAGUGUCCGCAGCGCCGUCCAUUCCUCCGAAGGUGUAUCAGGAGCCUCCACGGCCUAGUACGGUGCCACAAGGCGGUGCGCAAGGGUAUAGCGCUCCUCCGAUUCCACCCAAACCUGGCUACGCUCAACCAGGAUAUGGUGGGGCUGCGCAGUAUUCUCAGCCGCCGCAACAUCCGGGAUAUGUGUCGCAAGCUGGCGGUGCGCCAUAUGGUCAACCUCCGGCGGCAGGGCAUCCUGGUGGGUACGCGCAUGCCGCGCCCCCGAGUCAGUAUCAGCAACCAGGCUAUGGCAACCCACCUCCGCAGCCACAACCUGGGCAGAGUUACUACCAUAGUCAACCUUAUCAGCAGCCUCCUGCUGGACAAAUUCAACAACCGCCUGCUCAACCCAAUCCCUAUCAAGGCCAGCAAACUCAACAAUAUCAGCCGAGGCCUCAACAGGCUCCUGGACCCCUACAACACGCUUCCCAACCCCAACAUGCUCCCCAGCCGCAACAUCCCGGCGGUGCUCCUCCACCGCGACAGCAGUAUGCCCAGGCCUAUGAACAGCCCUACGGUUCGCAGCCGCAGUACGCACAGCCCCCCCAGCAGGGUCCUUCAGGCCAAGUACCGUACGGAGGAGCACCUUCAGCGCAGUACGGAGCUUCUGACCAGCAGCAACAACAAUACCAACAACCGCAGUACCAACAACAACAGCAGUAUCCGCAGCAGCCAUACCAACAACCUCUACAGCCUCAGCAGGCGCCGCAGCCGCCGGCGGGGCAAUGGCCGCAGCAAAGAGCGAACUCGUUGCUGGAUUGAGGUGAUCGAUCUGGGCGGAACUUUUGCGUAAUUUGUUUUUCCGCCACAGCGUUUUGCGUGUUAGGUAGUGUCGCGCGAAAAAAAGGGCUGCGGUGUCCCAGCUUUUGCUACCCUUCAUUUUUUUUUGAUUUGUAUAGUAGCGCUAUAUUGCUGCAACAGAAUCUUUCCCGAGAGCUUUCUCUACCAAU
Fimicolochytrium jonesii is the source of this 4410-nucleotide messenger RNA. RefSeq names its product BRO1-like domain-containing protein. Gene Ontology annotation, molecular function: protein binding. Gene Ontology annotation, cellular component: endosome. NCBI's taxonomy places the organism in Eukaryota, Fungi, Chytridiomycota, Chytridiomycetes, Spizellomycetales, Powellomycetaceae. The transcript is spliced from 6 exons. Gene Ontology annotation, biological process: protein transport to vacuole involved in ubiquitin-dependent protein catabolic process via the multivesicular body sorting pathway. The coding region runs from base 239 to 4222 and encodes 1327 amino acids. The record is from RefSeq and is a predicted model, not a curated record.